GUCGGCUCCAAGGCGAGCAUAUCAUCGUCCUCGUAUUUCCCUCAAAUAUCCAUUGCCCUCCUUUUUGUCGUUUUGCCAGAUUCUGUCCCCUUGUUUUUGGCCUUUUUCUCCGCUUUGGAACUGAAGCACCUGCAACACCAAACGCAUCAUGCACUCCAAUAAAUUCCCACUCCACACCCUCUUCUUACCACCAUUUCCCAUCCCCUCUUUCUCUCUCUCUCUCUCUCUCUCUCUAAUGGAGUCUCAGGCCACCUCGACCGCUUCCGCCACCGCCAUCUACAUGCGAGACCGCUUCGGGUGCUGCUUCCGCAACUGGAUGGCGCAGCAGCACCUCGACCUCGACGAGCUCCUGCAGGCGGUCUCCGCCGACUCCGGCGACGCCGAGAAGCUCAGGUCCCUCGCCGGGAAGAGCAUCCAGCACUUCCGGGACUACCUCGAGGCCCGGUCCCAGCUCGCCCAGCACGACGCGCCUUCCUUCUUCUGCCCCCCCUGGUGCACCUCCUUCGAGAACUCCUUCCUCUGGAUCGGCGGUUGCAGGCCGACUCUGGCUAUCAGACUGGUGUACUCAAGCUCCGGAUCGGACCUCGAAGCUCAGCUCGCCGGCGGAGCGAGACGAGGCGAUGAUGACAGAAGCAACGGCAGCGGCGGCGGCGGCGGCGGCAAUCUCGGGGAGAUAACGGCGUCGCAGCUGAAAUCGAUCAACGAGUUGCACAUGAAGACGCUGAGGAUGGAGGAGAAGCUGUCGGGCCGGAUGGCGAGCAUGCAGGAGGAGAUCGCGGACGAUCCGCUGGCGCUGAUAGCGAAGCGGAGCGGGCGGGUCGGGGAGGAGAGCGAGUCGGUGGAGAGGGUGAUGAAGAGGCACGCGCUGUCGCUGGCGCGGGUGCUGACGGAGGCGGACGAGCUGAGGCUGGCGACGCUGAGGGAGCUGGUGGAGGAGAUCCUGACGCCGCUGCAGGCGGUGGAGUUCCUGGUGACCACCAAGAAGCUGCACCUCUCGAUCCACGAGUGGGGGAAGCGGAGGGACUCCGUCCUGGGGAAGGUCUGACCCGAAUCCCAUUCUCGGUUUUCCAUCUUCUUUGUUUUCUUCAAGCUUGCAUGCACGAGCUGGUGCAGUCGUGCAUGAUGAUGUGUAUAUAUGUACAUAGACUAUGCAAUAUGCAUCGGCUAAGGCCUCUCCUUUCUGUAUUAUAUGCUAAGUU
Eucalyptus grandis is the source of this 1199-nucleotide messenger RNA. Its product is annotated as protein DOG1-like 2. Lineage: Eukaryota; Viridiplantae; Streptophyta; Magnoliopsida; Myrtales; Myrtaceae. Gene Ontology annotation, biological process: DNA-templated transcription. Gene Ontology annotation, molecular function: sequence-specific DNA binding. The transcript is spliced from 2 exons. Bases 149 to 1045 code for a protein of 298 amino acids. The record is from RefSeq and is a predicted model, not a curated record.